CAGCGGGCGCUGUCGGGCGCGCUGCGGGCGCUGCCGCCGCCGGGCCCGCCGGUGUGCGCGGUGUACGCGCCGCUCGAGUACGCGUGGGAGCCGCACCGGCGCUUCGUGCGCCGCUUCCUGCGCGGCCCCGCCGCCGUGCUGUUCCUGGGCAUGAACCCCGGGCCCUUCGGCAUGGCCCAGACCGGGGUGCCGUUCGGCGAGGCGUGGCACGUGCGGGAGUGGCUGCGCGUGUCGGGCGCGGUGCGGCGGCCGCCCCGCGAGCACCCCAAGCGCCCGGUGCUGGGGCUGCGCUGCCCGCGGGCCGAGGUCAGCGGCGCCCGCUUCUGGGGGGGAUCCGCAGCCUGUGCCCGGACCCCCCGCGCCUUCUUCCGCCACUGCUUCGUGCACAACCUGUGCCCGCUGCUGUUCCUGGCCGCCUCGGGCCGGAACGUGCCGCCGCCGGAGCUGCGCGCGCCCGAGCGGGAGCGGCUGCUGGCGCCGUGCGGGGCCGCGCUCGCCGCCGUGGUGGCGGCGCUGGGCGUGCGCCUCGUGGUGGCCCUGGGGCGAGUGGCCGAGCUGCGGGCGCGCCGCGCGCUGCGGGACGCGGGGCUGGCCGUGCCCGUGGCCUGGAUCCCGCACCCGUCCCCCCGCAACGCCCGCAGCGCCCGCGGCUGGGAGAGCGAGGCGCGGGAGCGGCUGCGGGAGCUGGGGCGUGCUGCGGCUGCUCGGGCGUGCGGGACGGGCCGGGGGGCGGGCCGGGGGGCUGCGGGGAGCGGGGACGGGGAGAGCCCUGCCCCAGUUUAACCAGUUUGGGACUGG
This is a messenger RNA of Passer domesticus (house sparrow), 798 nucleotides long. It is a transcript of the gene SMUG1, whose product is annotated as single-strand-selective monofunctional uracil-DNA glycosylase 1. Gene Ontology annotation, molecular function: oxidized pyrimidine nucleobase lesion DNA N-glycosylase activity; single-strand selective uracil DNA N-glycosylase activity. Lineage: Eukaryota; Metazoa; Chordata; Aves; Passeriformes; Passeridae. The record is from RefSeq and is a predicted model, not a curated record. Gene Ontology annotation, biological process: base-excision repair.